AUGCUAGUGCUGACAACAGACUUUACAGAGCGUAAGCAGGCGGACCCUUUGUUCGAUGCAUUUGCCGCAAAGUUCCCUCGAGUUAAAGUGAAUCAUACAAUUGACCUCUCGAAGUAUCUUGAUGGCAGAAUAAACCUGGGUCUUUCUCAGAAUCAGCUAUAUGCAGAUAUGGCUAUUCUUCAGACAUUGCAGAACUUUGACACCUGGGAAGAGGAAGGUGUGCUCUUAAAUUACAAGCCACCCUCAUUUGACAUGAUUUGGCCCUGCUUGACAAGUGUAAAUGGCGCCUAUCUCCCUGUGUUUGCAGCUAGCUUUGGAUCAUUCGUUUUCAACUCUUCGGCGAUCCCGUUGGUAGACAUUCCUCGGUCCUACGGAGAUAUCUUAGACCCGAAAUGGAAAGGGAAGAUUGUUUUGACCUAUCCAAAUGAUGAUGAUGCUGUUUUAUAUCUUUUCAAACUCAUCAUUCAGCAGUACGGAUGGCAAUGGAUAGACCAGCUGCUGGCUCAAGACGUUCACUGGGUUCGGGGAACUGCCACGCCCGGAGAAAUAAUGCUGCGCAAUAAAAGCCGAACAAUUUCUUUCACAACUCAUCCUCCCGCCGCGGAUUGGGUCAGUGUUCCACCCACCUCCGACAGGUAUAUGAGCUGGACACAAAUUAGCGCUAUCUUCAAAGACACAAAGCUACCGGAAACUGCGAAGCUUCUCCAGGCAUACUUGAUUUCGGAAGAAUAUCAGCUUACCAAAGGAACCUCGUCUAUCAGGAGAGAUGUUGGAGCCACUACCAUCUGGGACGUAGAAAAUACAGAUUAUAUAACUUUUCAUCAAUUCAUGGAGAGGCGAGACAUGGUCGAACAGUGGCGGUUUAUGCUUGAGGACAGGAUCGGAACAGCUCAGGGCUUGAGCCCACUUAUUGACACUGUAUUUUAA
Messenger RNA from Penicillium manginii, 927 nucleotides. Its product is annotated as ABC transporter substrate-binding protein. Lineage: Eukaryota; Fungi; Ascomycota; Eurotiomycetes; Eurotiales; Aspergillaceae. The record is from RefSeq and is a predicted model, not a curated record. The transcript has 2 exons. Bases 1 to 927 code for a protein of 308 amino acids.